AUGGCACCAACCCUCAGAGAGUCUAUCCUCACCCUACUCGCGCCCUCUCCCACCGACUCAGCUACAGGCCACCAUGGCGGACCCCUCGUUGCGGCCAAAGACCUUCUCGCGCGGACUUCGUUGCACCGCCGAGAUGACGACAAGACAGACCCGUCUCGCGGCGUUCUCGAUCCGCACGACAUCUCCAAUGUCGGCUUCUUCGUGCUAUUCGCCCUGAUUGGCGUCGCAUUUGUCUGCACGGGCAUCUGGUUCUUUUUCUGGGCAAAGAAUGGAGGGUUCUACUUCAAGGAGAACGAUUGGGAUGAUUACAAGACGACCGUUUUGAGAAGAAGAGGACCCAACGGCACUUUGCUGAGCGGUGCUACGGAGAGUACGAACUUGGGAGGCGGCAGUGUCUACAAGGACGUUGUCGAUGAUGAUGGCCGCACUGUUGUCACCGAAUCGACGGCUUUGAGUGGUAUCACGGCCGGACCUAGCGACAUUGGCGCGCGCGAGAAAAGGGAGCGCAAGCGUGAGAUGAGGGAAAGGGAACGUGAGCGCCGACGCAACGAAAAGGAGAGCACAAGCGAAAGCGCCAAGCGCUCUAAACGACAUGUCGGUACUGAAGGCGUCGAAGACGAGGAAGCCGAGCGUGCGGCCAAAGAGUAUCUGCGCAACUACCGUCAUGAGAAGGCUGCAAGAGUGGGUGGGUUGAACAAGGAGAGCGAGGGCUCGCAGUGGGAUGGCAGCACAAACCCCGGUGACUCGACCGUCUCGUCCAACCUGCUGUCCAACAAGCAGGCGACACCGACUUCCACCCCGACCAAGGCUGGUGGCAUUCGCAAGGUCUACAGCACAACGACCAAGAACGAGAGCCCCUCCCGCCACAAGGAGCCCAGCCGUCGCUCGCGCCGUGAAGAUGGACCGCCCCCUGCUGCGUCCUCCGGCACCAGCUCACCAAGCCGUGUUGCGCGCAGGGACUUUAGUUAUCAGAGAAGCGUCGUCGGCUCGGACAGUGCGCUCACGGAGAGCCUACUGGAGGGCACGAGCAGUGACCUGGGCACCAAGAGUUACCAUCACCCCAGGCCCGAGCUGAGGGCGCAGAGGCAGAAGGAACGCGAGGAACGACGGGCGAGAAGGGGAGGUUACCGCCGGGGCAGGGGAGAGGAUGAUGAAGAGCUGUGA
Messenger RNA from Emericellopsis cladophorae, 1164 nucleotides. RefSeq lists its product as uncharacterized. The record is from RefSeq and is a predicted model, not a curated record. Lineage: Eukaryota; Fungi; Ascomycota; Sordariomycetes; Hypocreales; Bionectriaceae. The transcript has a single exon. Bases 1 to 1164 code for a protein of 387 amino acids.